AGCCAACCUGAGCCAAUGAAGCGGCGGGCCAAAGAAGUUGAAAGAAGUCGGGGCGAAAGUGGGCAGAAGUUUCCUCGGGCCGCCCAGGAGCGCUGCCUCUCCGCCGGGCAGCAGGUGGAGGCUGGCUCUCCCUCGUCCCUCUCCAUGCGUGGCCUCUGGGGAAAGGAAGGGGCGCCCUGGGGAGCGGCCAGGCUGGGCCUCCUCUGGGCGGCGGUGCUCCUGCUCCUCGAGCUCUGCCCCGGAGGCGCCCGAGGACACUGGAGGGACUGCUUUUGCAGGUGGCUAGGCAUUGUUUCCUUUGGUGUCCCAGAGAAACUGGGUUGCACCAGCCUGCCUCUGAAUGGCCGCCAGAAAGACCUAUGCAAGAAGAAACCAUACCUCUUGCCCACCAUCCGGGAAGGAGCCCGACUAGGCAUACAGGAAUGCCAGAGUCAAUUCAAACAUGAGCGGUGGAACUGCGUCUUCUCCCCAGAGUCAACUAGUUCGCUUUCUACCAACCCUUCAGCCAUCACGGGAGAGCCUCGUUCCCCCAUCUUUGGCUAUGAGCUGAGCAGUGGUACCAAAGAAACCGCAUUUAUCUAUGCAGUGACUGCAGCUGGCCUGGUGCACUCAGUGACUCAGUCUUGCAGUGCAGGGAAUAUUACAGAAUGCUCCUGUGACCCCAAGCUGCAGAGUGGUGGCUCUGCCAGUGAGGGGUGGCACUGGGGUGGUUGCUCAGAUGACAUCCACUAUGGUAUGUGGUUGAGUAGAAAGUUCUUAGAUGGUCCCACUGCAAACAUCACUGGAAAAGCUGGGCGUGGAUUGAUAGCAAUGAACCUACACAAUAACGAAGCAGGAAGACUGGCUGUAGCAAAACUGAUGUCAGUGGAUUGUCGUUGUCAUGGAGUAUCUGGCUCAUGUGCCCUGAAAACAUGCUGGAAGACAAUGUCGUCCUUUACAAAGGUUGGCAGUUUUCUAAAAGAGAAGUAUGAAAACAGUGUCCAGAUUUCAGAUAAACUGAAAAAGAAGAUACGCAGGAAAGAAAAAAGCCAGCGGAAGAUCCCCAUCCACAAAGAAGAUCUGUUGUAUGUCUACAAGUCACCCAACUACUGUGUAGAAGAUCGUAAGCUGGGAAUACCUGGAACCCAAGGCAGGGUGUGCAAUCGUACUUCAGAAGGACCAGAUGGCUGCAACCUCCUCUGCUGUGGCCGUGGAUACAAUACGCAUGUCGUCAGACAUGUGGAAAGAUGCGAGUGCAAGUUUAUCUGGUGUUGCUACGUCCGUUGCCGAAGAUGUGAGACCUUGACUGAUGUUCACACUUGCAAAUGAAACUUCCUGCUCCAAAAAUAAAUGACAAAACACCCUCUGUAGUACUCUUCCUAGGAGUACACUGGAGCAAUGUGCCAAGACAAAGAUUGGUUCCUAUGGAGAGGGCAAUCUUGAUCACAAGUGGAGAUCUGGAUUGCUUGAGGACAUUGUGUCAUGAGAUGAUAUCUUUAAAUAACUCUGUCUAGCAUGGCUGGAGAUUGUCAUUGUUUAGAUAAGUUGCCUUAAUCAACACAAUGGCAGAGCAAAGCUGGAAAGGCCUGGUGUAGUAGUUCAGAUGCUGAAAUGAUGCACCAUAUGAAAUUCAUCACUCUUCUAUAUUUAGGAGACUCUGUUUAGGGAGACCUAUGUAAGCAAAACACUGCCAGUGGGUUUACAGCUAUUUGACCAGCAGCUGGAAUUUGGAGGGGAAAAAAACUAAGCUUGGCAGCACACCUCAGCUAUGGUUAAAGAAGGAAAGGCAUGGAUAAUUCCAAUGGACAUUUUAAUGUGGGAAUUAUAAGUCAUUUAACAAAAUUGUGUUGGAAUACAUAUAAGUUAAAGCAAAUGGUCUACAGCUAGAGUGAGUGAAGUGUGCUUCUUCAAAUGUUGAGCUGGAGCUCUUAGAAACUCUAGCCAGCCUAGACAAUGAUGUGGAAGACUGGAAGUUAAAGAGAUAAAGGGCUAAACUUUGGGUGUAUAUGAUGUAUAGUUUAGUAUUGUCUUCUUUCUUCCAUGUACCCCUGUUCCAGUUUUCUCUAAGAGUUCAUUUUGGACAGGGAUGAAAUGUUUGGCCCUCCAGAUACUUUGGUCUGCAACUUCCUUUGCAGCAGCAUGUCCAGUGGUAAAGAAAUGUGGGAGCUGACAAUCUGGAGCACAAAAUAUUCCACAUGCCUCAUUUAGGACAAAGAUGGACCUGUAUGCCAUAGUAUCCUUCAGAGCAAUCAUUACCUGAGACAAGCACAUUUUUUCCUAUGGAGGUGUGCUGAUUUUAUUUAUUUUAUUUUAUGAUUUUGUCAUGUUCAACUGACAAUGUCUCCAUAUUCUUUAUUUUUAAGAAUAAAUAUGCUAUUGCUAAUA
Molecule: messenger RNA, 2364 nt
Organism: Anolis sagrei ordinatus
Lineage: Eukaryota; Metazoa; Chordata; Lepidosauria; Squamata; Anolidae
Gene: WNT16
Product: Wnt family member 16
Biological process (GO): canonical Wnt signaling pathway; cell fate commitment; multicellular organism development
Cellular component (GO): extracellular region
Molecular function (GO): cytokine activity; frizzled binding
Source: RefSeq, a predicted model, not a curated record